UUCGGUUGGAUAUUUUGCUGUUUCCUGGUUAGAUUGCCAGCCAUUUUGGAUUCUACACGACUAACCUCUCGGUUUUUUUGGGAGUAGUUACUUUUUUAAUCUGAAAGAGAACUUGAAGCUAGCGAAUCAAUUCCAGUAAUUCAUAGCUAAGCCUUUUUACAAGAAGAGCGUUUUAUUGUCACCUGCCAACGAUGAACCCUGAAUAUGAUUAUUUAUUCAAGCUGCUCCUGAUUGGUGACUCCGGCGUUGGGAAGUCGUGCCUCCUCCUUCGGUUUGCAGAUGACACUUACACAGAGAGCUACAUUAGCACCAUUGGUGUGGACUUCAAGAUCAGAACUAUAGAAUUAGACGGCAAGACCAUCAAACUUCAGAUCUGGGACACAGCAGGUCAGGAGCGUUUUCGCACCAUCACAUCGAGCUACUACAGAGGAGCGCAUGGCAUUAUUGUAGUUUACGAUGUCACAGACCAGGAGUCUUUCAAUAAUGUUAAACAGUGGCUACAGGAGAUUGAUCGCUAUGCCAGUGAAAACGUUAAUAAGUUAUUGGUUGGGAACAAGUGUGACCUUACAACAAAGAAGGUGGUGGAUUACACAACAGCCAAGGAAUUUGCGGACUCCCUCGGCAUCCCCUUCUUGGAGACCAGCGCGAAAAAUGCCACCAAUGUAGAGCAAGCUUUCAUGACUAUGGCGGCUGAGAUCAAGAAGAGGAUGGGUCCCGGAGCUGCCGCCGGCGGGUCUGAGAAGUCCAACGUCAAGAUCCAGAGCACUCCGGUGAAGCCUGCCUCUGGGGGGUGCUGCUGAGCCUCUCCUCCCCAACCCCCCCCUCCUCAAACCCCUGCCCCAGUUUCUGGUGCAACACCACCUCGUUCCACAGUCAGAAAGACAGAGGAAGAUGGCGAUGGAGAGAAACAUGUUAAGUUGCCUGAAUUGUACUGUAUGUAGCCGCACUACCAGAAAUUCUCAAACAAAAAAAGGAAAAAAAAAAAAAAAAGGUCAACAAUUCAAUGAACUUGGCCCAAACUCCUGCCCCCGACUGGCUGCUUCUGUGUCCACCGUUGAGACUUCAGAUCCCAUCUUCACAGUUAUUUAAAGUCUCAGAGUUCAGGGUUACCCAUGUGAAUUAGAAUGAGUGUAUAUCUCGCAGCAUUCCCGCCGCUGGUCUGCCUCGCGGCCGGUUCCUUUCUCCUGGCGUUUGUGUCCAUGUCUGUAGGCAUUUGUCUCAUGAUGACGAUGACGAAGUUUCUGCCAACAUCUGUUCACCGAUAGCGCAGGUGUUCCCACUGUAUGGAGGAUGUCGCGUGACGCUUGUGUAAAUACGUGCACGUGGGUUUCCGUGCACGCAUCCGCGUACGUCUGCGGCAGCCGCCUGGACAGUCACGGCCCAUGUCCAGUAGACCUAGGAACGCGUUAACCUGUGUGGUGUGUGCGUGCUCACGUAACGUAUGUAGGUGUGAGUGUGCAUGUGUGCGUGUGACCUGAGCCCUGUACAGAAAGAACCAGAAUAAAUUCCAUUAUCUGAUGACUAGUGUAACUUUGUUAUCUCUGCAUUUCCUUUGUGUCUGCAGACUUGUAAUUAUUGAUGCAAGCUCCCUACCCCUGAAAAAACCUGAAGAAAUGUUUAAUAAACAUUUUACUUAUUGGAAUUCUUACCUGAGUGUAUAAAAACUUUUUUGUUUGGUAUUUAACCUACAAUUUUUGUUCUGUUCAUAAAUAUUUUACUUUAUAAUAAUGAUUGUGUCAGCAAUAUGGCUGAAACCUACGAGCAGGCUGACAUAAGGGGACGAUGUCAAAAAUGCGUAUAAGGCGCUAUGUUAAUUUUCAUAAAGCGAACCGAGUCCAGUUUUAAAUUAGCUAGAUUUCUGGGCUGGUCUAUUAUAAAAGGGAUCCUCAGAUCUGCUGCUGUAUUUACUUAGGUUGAUGGCAUGAUUGUUGUUAUAUAGGUUUGAUUUGAUAUUAGCGUUUGUUAAAGGUUUCAUACUCUGUACCUUAUUUAACGUCUUAAGCAACAUGUAUCAGGUCAUAUUUAAUAUAGUCAUUGAAUUAUUGUACUUUCCCAAUGGCUUAAUGUGGUUGCAAGGGCUUGCCAUAGUUUAUGCAUUAAAGAAAUCCUAAAUCGUUCUUGUAUCAGUCGAUUCCAAAAUUCCGAAGUUGACUGUAAAGUGCUUUAGAAUGAAUCGGAAAAUAACGCACAGGAGCUUUCGGUACCUCUUCCUGUGCUCCCGAGGUUUUUUUUAAUUUUAGCUAGUCUAGUUUAAAUGCAAAUGUGGCAAAUUCAGCACAGUUUGCGUAUUUAGUUUUUGUGCCCUUUUUCUUAAGUGUUACUUUGUAAAAUUACCCUGCAGAAUUAGCAUUUCUUUUCCACAGAUUAAAUGGUUUGUAUAAAGGCAUGCAAAUACACCUCAGUUCCCAUAACUUUUUUUCUUGUGGGAACUGAGCGACUGAGCAGUAGAUUUUUUUUCUCUCUAAACAAAGAAUCCUUACUUUCUGUUGCUGCACUCAGUGGUUAGUUUAAUAGGUACAUCUGCUCACUAAUGCAAAGGGUCAAUCGUGGCUGCAAAUGAAUACAUGCAGCACACACAGGGUCAGGAGGUUCACUUACUGUUUGUCUGAGCGUGAAAACUGCUGAGACGCCUGAUCGAAGUCAUUUUGAAAAUGGUGUUACUUGCUGUCAGACAUGCUGGGUCUAGCAUCUCAGAAAUUGUCACUUUUCUCGGAUUUUCACACGCUGCAGUGUCUAGAGUUUGCAGCGAAUGGUGUGAUGAACAAAUAAAACAUCCAGUCAGUGGCAUUUCUGUGGCUGUAGAAUAUCCAAUUUGACAGGAAGGCCGCAAGUGCAAUAAUAACUAAAACUAACACUAGCGUUCAGAACGGCUUCUCUGAACACACACCUCAUCUACCUUUGUAGUGGUUCUGGAGCCAAAUAUGUAUCCUGCCUGGUAUUAGCUAGGUUUACCUAAACAGGAUUGCCACCAAGUAUGUAUAUGUAGUUUGGUUAAUACUUAAAAAAUCAGGGUUAUUGAAUAACUCAUUCUACAGAAAUUCUGAUUAGCUUUUACUAAAUCGGCCAAUAUAUCAAGCAAGUAAGUAUGUGGUAAGAUGGGCAGAGAUACACUUUGCGCUUCAGAAUGUCAGUUGUAUGCAUGUGUCCAUGUAAUGAUUUACAGGAGUGACCUGAGUUAAUGGUUUAAUCUUUCACAAUUGUUUAUGCUGAAUUGAAUAAAUGGUAUUUGUUUGAUCUAGA
Molecule: messenger RNA, 3240 nt
Organism: Paramormyrops kingsleyae
Lineage: Eukaryota; Metazoa; Chordata; Actinopteri; Osteoglossiformes; Mormyridae
Product: ras-related protein Rab-1A-like
Molecular function (GO): GTPase activity; GTP binding
Source: RefSeq, a predicted model, not a curated record